Microdochium trichocladiopsis is the source of this 210-nucleotide messenger RNA. RefSeq lists its product as uncharacterized. NCBI's taxonomy places the organism in Eukaryota, Fungi, Ascomycota, Sordariomycetes, Xylariales, Microdochiaceae. The record is from RefSeq and is a predicted model, not a curated record. Bases 1 to 210 code for a protein of 69 amino acids. The transcript has 2 exons.
AUGUCCCAUCAACAGCGCGACAUCAAGAAGGAGGAUGCUGCCUUGGAAGGCAUGCAUGAUACCCCAGAGGAACGCAGCAACCAGGCGCGAGGCCACAAGGCCAAUCUGAGCAAUCCAAAUACAAGUGAGAAAUCUAAGGAAAAGUCGAAGGAGGCGCUGAAGGAUCUGGGAGGGGAGGAAGCCUUCUACAGCAAGGACUCGGACAAGUAA